AUGCCUGUGCAGGAGGAGGUGGCGGCAGGCGCCCCGGCGGCCGCCGCCCGCGCCGCCCCCGGCGCCCCGCCACGGCUGCCUGAAACCAGCAAGGAGCUCCUGCGCAAGCUGGCUGAGGAGCUGCUGCUGCUCAACGGCCAGGCAGAGGCGGCAGAGGCGCGGGCAGCGGCAGCACAGCAGGCGCUCGACUCCCUGGCGACGCAGGGCGGCGCGGCGGCGCAGCUGCAGCCGGAGCGGCGGCAGGCUGUGCAGCAGGUGGAGGAGGAGCGGCGGCGCGCCGAGGCGGCGGAGCAGCGGGAGGCAGCCGCGCAGCGCCGCGCGCACGCCCUGGAGGCCCAACUGGCAGAGUGCAGCGCCCAGCUGGCGGCGCAUGCGCAGGCGGCCGCCGAGCUGCGGCAGCAGCUGGGGGAGGAGCAGCGGCGGGCGCGGGAGGCGGGGCAGCAGAUCAGGCACCUCGAGGCGCAGCUGGAGCAGCUACAGGAGCAGCUGCAGCAGGCACAACAGCAGCAGGCACAGCAGGCACAGCAGCAGCAGGCACAGCAGCAGGCGCAGCCGCAGCAGGCGCAGCCGCAGCAGGCACAGCAGCAGCAGGCGCAGCAGACUCGGCCGCAGCAGAGGGUGCAGGCAGCGGCGCCGCCGGCACCGGCAGCAGGCGGCCAGCGGCAGCAGGAGAGGGCGCAGCCGCAGCCGCAGCCGCAGCCGCAGCGGCAGCGGGCGGGCCUGGCGCCGGCGGCCGCCGCGCCAGCAGCAGCGGCCGGCCAGGCGGGGCGGCGGCCUGGGCUGGCUGUGGUGGAGGCAGCAGAUGGCAGCCAGGGCAGCUCCAUCCGACGCAGCAGCGACGAUGAUGAGACAUUCAGCGAGCCAGCGGCGGUGGAGGGCCCACCCGCCCAGCAGCGGCCGCAGAACGGCGGCGCCGUGGCGGCCACGGCGGCAGGCGGCGCGGCGGCGGCCAUGCGCCCGCCCCCGCGGCGCCUGGCCGGCCUGAAAGGGCCGCUGCCGCGCCCGCAGGCGCAGGCAGGCGGCAACGGCGGCGUGGCUGGCAAGCGGCUGGGGGAGGGUCAAGGCGCGGCGCAGGCGGCCAAGCAGCGGCGCCUCGACAUCCCGCCGGCAGACAGCACCAGCCCCGGGGAAUCUGCCCUGGGUGCCGCGGCUGUGCUGGAUCGCGGCCUGACGCGCUCCGCCGCCCGCCCAGCCUCGGCAGCGGCCGCCAAUGGCGGCGGCGCCAGCGGCGGGCGCCACCUGGCAUUCAGUCCUUCACUGGAUGGCGCCAGGGAGGGCCUGACCCUGCUCAUGUCGCUCAAAGAUGGAGCGGCGGCGGAGCAGCUGGACGGCGGGCGGCGAGGCGGGCGCCGCGCCGCCGCCGCCGCCACCACCACCACCAGCGGCAGCGGCGGCGGCAGCGUGCUGCGCGGCGGCGAGUCGGCGCAGCAGUGGCUCAACAGGGCUGCGGGUGCCUAUGUCCAGUCUCUGCUGCGGGAGUCCACCUUCAAGAAGCUCUUUGGUCAGCCGGUACCACGGGAUACUCCGCAGUACCACCAGAUCAUCGCCAACCCCAUGGACCUGGGCACAAUCAAGGCCAAGGCGUCGCGCGGCGGCUACCUCACCCCUCGGCAGCUGCUGGACGACCUGCAGCUGGUGGUGGCCAACGCCAAGACCUUCAACGUGUCCCCCAAGCACCACGUGCACCGUGCCGCGGACCAGCUGCUAGACCAGCUCUACAAGCCGCACAGCUUCUGCACAAAGGUGGAGGAGCUGUUCCAGCAGGCCGAGCUGGAGACGGUGGUGGCGCAGGAGCGGGCGGCGCAGGAGGAGGAGCUGGAGGCGAUCGAGAGGCAGCUGGCGGCGUCGGUGCGGGCCGGCCUCAACGUGGCUGUGUAUGGCGAGGACGACGAGCAGCGAAAUUACUACUACCUCCUGCAGGCCAUCAGCCCCGUGGAGACUCUGUCGCAGGACGAGUGCGACGACUUUGGGCAGGAGUACAAGCGUGGGGACACGGUGCUCAAGGGCCACUACUGGGAUUACUGGAUGGACAGCCAGGGGCGCUGGGACCGCGCCCGCCGCCCGUACUACCUGCAGGAAAGCAAGGUGGCCUUUGUGCCCGCCUCCGCCCUGCUCCUCGUCGACAUCCAGCUGGCGGCGCGGCCAGAGGUGGGGCGCCGCAGCCGCAGCCGCCUGUGCCCGCCCGCCUCCCUGCCCGCUGCCAGCACUUGGGGCUCGCCGCCCUGGCCAGCAGCCCGCGCUCAGGCCUCCACCUGUCCUUCCGCCUGA
Molecule: messenger RNA, 2268 nt
Organism: Chlorella variabilis
Lineage: Eukaryota; Viridiplantae; Chlorophyta; Trebouxiophyceae; Chlorellales; Chlorellaceae
Exons: 9
Coding region: 1-2268 (755 amino acids)
Molecular function (GO): protein binding
Source: RefSeq, a predicted model, not a curated record